GAGGUGCACGCUCAACAGCAAGGCCUCCGCAAUGCUGCUGAUAUGACGUCCAUACAAGCCAAGUACACACAAGGGCAAAGGCCAAGUACUCGGAGUCGGACCACACGCGCGCAGGGCUUGCGUUCCAUAGUUUUGCUUUGAUCAGGGAGAAGCGCGAAGAAAAGAUACGAAAACCUGCCAGCUUUGAACAACGGCGCAGUCAAGCGCUGAUUCCAAACCUCUUGACAAAAGGUCCGCUGCUCGGGCAUAAGAGCCAACCGAUCGUCCGACCCGGAGUUUGCGCGCACAGCGAGCAGCGUGCAACAAGCGGCAUCAGCCAUGAAGACCAACAUCGUGGUCUGCCUCGUCGCAGUGGCCUUCGGCCUGGCCUUUGUCCGGGGUCAAGAGGACGUCUGCCACCUUCCGGUCGUGAGAGGUCCCUGCCGCGCCGUGAUUCUGCGAUGGUUCUUCAACAGCACGACGGGAAACUGCGAGAGGUUCAUGUACGGUGGAUGCCGGGGCAACGCCAACAACUUCGAGAGCCAAGAAGAGUGCCGGCUCUCCUGCAAAAAUGCUCACAGCACGCAGCAGAUGGUCGAAACCAGCUUUGACGAGAGCUGCAAGCCCGCGGCGGAGCCCGGUGUGUGCGAUGCCUACAUGCCACGCUGGUUCUUCAACGUGGACACGGGAGCCUGCGAGCGCUUUAUCUAUGGCGGCUGCGGAGGCAACCUCAACAACUACCUGAGCUCCGCGGAGUGCGAGAGAACCUGCCUGCGGCGCGCCGAAACGCUUGAUUCAGCGUACCGCUCUGGGUGCUCAACUUGUGGAUGGACCCCUCAUUGGUAUCCUUUUCCAGCACGCAGCAUGCAGCAGGUGGUCGAAGCCAGCUUCGAGGAGAGCUGCAAGCCCGCAGCGGAGCCCGGUGUGUGCGAUGCCUACAUGCCACGCUGGUUCUUCAACGUGCACACGGGAGCCUGCGAGCGCUUCAUCUAUGGGGGCUGUGGAGGCAACGCAAACAACUACCACAGCUUCGCGGAGUGCGAAAGAACCUGCCUGCGCCGUGUGGUAACGCCCCGCCGCUCGCCCCAGAUGGCCGGAGUCGACUUUGAGGUAGGCUGCAAGCCCGAGGCGGACAGCGGCGUGUGCGACGCCCACAUCAGGCGCUGGUUCUUCAACGUGAAGACAGGUCAAUGUGAGACGUUCGUCUACGGCGGUUGCGGAGGCAACGAGAACAACUACAAAAGCCGGAAGAAUUGCGAGAUCGCCUGCCUACGCGGUUGAGGGACCCUUCCCGGCCUCCGACGACAACCCGCUGGAGUCAUUAUGUGCAAAUAAACCUUGUCACACCAACAAAA
Molecule: messenger RNA, 1334 nt
Organism: Ixodes scapularis (black-legged tick)
Lineage: Eukaryota; Metazoa; Arthropoda; Arachnida; Ixodida; Ixodidae
Product: carboxypeptidase inhibitor SmCI
Exons: 7
Coding region: 319-1260 (313 amino acids)
Molecular function (GO): serine-type endopeptidase inhibitor activity
Source: RefSeq, a predicted model, not a curated record